ACUAUCCAACACCCAUCACUGUAGAAAUUUGAAUUCCCAUCUACACAUCAAUGGAUUUCCACACCCUUACAAGGAGAGAAUUGCAAACUCUCUGCAAGAAGAACAAGAUCCCUGCCAAUAUCACAAAUGUCGCCAUGGCCGACGCUCUCAAAACUCUUCACAUCGUUGAAGGGAUCGAGGAAUUUUUGCAGUCAUGUCAAUCUGAAACUGCAGAAUCAUCAAUUGAAUCGCCGGAGAGGUCGGAGGUAACAUCUCCAUUUGUACCUCCAACUGGUGGCACAAGUACACGUCGCAGAAAUGUUGUGAAAGAAGAGCCUGAAACUGCAAAGCCAAUGACUAGGACGCGGCGUACAACUCAAAAGACCCUAGUUAGAGAUGCCUAUCAAUCACAUGCUGAUGCAGUUGAAACUCCAGCAGUGGUGGUACAGACUGAUAGAAAGAAGGGACUGAUGGCUUCAGCUUGUCGGAAAAUGGAUCCCGAUUUCAAAGAAUGUAUACGCGAGGAAAAGAAGGAUGCUUUAAUGACCCCUUCCCACUUAGGGGUCACUACCAGAAGAAGAGGAGUGAAGGAGAAGAGUGCUGUUAAUGUAGUGUACACCACGAGGAGGUCAGCGAGACUGGCAAAGAAGAAUAUGGAGUUGCUGAAUGAGGAAGAUAAUGAAAAUUCUGGGCUUUUUAAGAAGGAUUUGUUUAACAAAGAUGGUCAAAAUCUGGCAAUAAAUUUGAAGGAGAGCUCAGUUGAUUUGGAUGCAAUCUCGGAAAUUACUGGAUUGGAUGCAAACACAAGUAUGGAGAAGAAAUCUGAGGGAAACAAUGAAGUAGAAGUUGUUUCAGAAAUAAAACAGGAUGUACCUAUUGUUGAUGAAGGAGAACCAGUAAGUAGCACUGAGGAGGACAAGGACAAACAUUUUGAAACUGAUGUUUCUAAACCAGAGGUCAAAGAGGGCAGUGAUGUGGAAAGUGAGGGAGUAGCAUCUUGUUUCGAGACUGAAGCAGAACCAGAAGAGAAGAAAUGUGAUAAUACAGAUGAUUUUGAGGAUCAGAACAUGUUUAAACAUUUUGAAACUGAUGUUUCUAAACCAGAGGUCAAAGAGGGCAGUGAUGUGGAAAGUGAGGGAGUAGGAUCUUGUUUCGAGACUGAAGCAGAACAAGAAGAGAAGAAAUGUGAUAAUACAGUUGAUUCUGAGGAUCAGAACAUGUUUAUGCCACUGAAUGCAAGCAACAGAAUUCAAGAAAGUGAAGUGUCUUCUGAUGUCCACGCUUCUGAGAUUGGAAUUGCAGUUGAGAACACAGCAGAACUAAAUGCUGAUAAAGUAGAAGUUGAUGAAGAUAAGGCUGUGGGUGGUGAAGCUGAUGAAGAUAGUGCUGCCAACUAUAUAGAGAAUGUUGUCCUUGAAAGCGAAGAUCAUUUUGCAGUUGAUGAAGUCUCUUGUGACGCUGAUAUUUGUAAUGAGAUUGAAGUGAAUGAGGGAGUCCUGAAAACCAAUGCUGAAGCCGCCUCUGUAUUCAAUUCUGAUGAGACCUCAGAUUUGGACGUGUUGGAGACUAAGGAAGGAUCAACAAAGAUGGCUGGCAUGCAAGAAGUGUUACCUGGAACAAAGUUAGCUGAUGUUGCAAUAGAGGAACCUGGCGAAAUUGAAGUUGUUCAAAGUGAAGAAAGCACAAAGGUGUUACCUGUAACAAAGCUGGAUGAUGUUGCAGUGGAGGAGCCUGGCGAAAUUGAUGCUGUUCAAAGUGAAGAAAGCACAAAGGUGUUACCUGUAACAAAGUUGGAUGAUGUUGCAGUGGAGGAGCCUGGCGUAAUUGAUGUCGUUCAAAGUGAAGAAAGCACAAAGGUGUUACCUGUAACAAAGUUGGAUGAUGUUGCAGUGGAGGAGCCUGGUGAAAUUGAUGCCGUUCAAAGUGAAGAAAGCACAAAGGUGUUACCUGUAACAAAGUUGGAUGAUGUUGCAGUGGAGGAGCCUGGCGUAAUUGAUGUCGUUGGAAGUAAAGAAAGCACAAAGGUGUUACCUGUAACAAAGUUGGAUGAUGUUGCAGUGGAGGAGCCUGGCGUAAUUGAUGUCGUUGGAAGUAAAGAAAGCACAAAGGUGUUACCUGUAACAAAGUUGGAUGAUGUUGCAGUGGAGGAGCCUGGCGUAAUUGAUGUCGUUGGAAGUAAAGAAAGCACAAAGGUGUUACCUGUAACAAAGUUGGAUGAUGUUGCAGUAGAGGAGCCUGGCGAAAUUGAUGCCAUUCAAAGUGAAGAAAGCACAAAAGUUACCCAUCAGAAUGCACCCAGCUUUCCAGGAUUAGAUUCAUGUCUUGGUGUUGAACCAUCACCAGCAAAAAGUAAGGCAUCUGCAACCAAGAAAAGAAUGACUGCUGUUUCAGACAACAAAGAGAAUAUGGGGAGUGGAAGUAAACUUGUUCUCACAGUAAAGACAGCUAAAAACACUGGUGAGAAUGUCCCAAAGUUGGAUGAGUUGAGCAAGCGGAAGCUGACGAAGAUGCUAAAAGAAAAACUAGAGAUGACAAACAAAAUGAGCAAAGAGAAUAAUGAGGCUCCUGCAAGACCAGCUCUCAAAGCUAUUACGGAAAACCGAUGGGAGGAUGAAUCCUAAU
Molecule: messenger RNA, 2601 nt
Organism: Sesamum indicum (sesame)
Lineage: Eukaryota; Viridiplantae; Streptophyta; Magnoliopsida; Lamiales; Pedaliaceae
Source: RefSeq, a predicted model, not a curated record